Messenger RNA from Macrobrachium nipponense, 2164 nucleotides. RefSeq names its product heterogeneous nuclear ribonucleoprotein H-like. The record is from RefSeq and is a predicted model, not a curated record. NCBI's taxonomy places the organism in Eukaryota, Metazoa, Arthropoda, Malacostraca, Decapoda, Palaemonidae. The transcript is spliced from 11 exons. Gene Ontology annotation, molecular function: RNA binding. Gene Ontology annotation, cellular component: ribonucleoprotein complex. The coding region runs from base 8 to 1756 and encodes 582 amino acids.
GUACAUUAUGUCUUGGGUGGGUCGAUAUGCAUUGCGAGCAUUUGGAAGGCACUUUGGAUUGCAAACUUCUAAACUGCUCUUAUCCAGGCAUGUUUCUUGGCUAAAGUCAAGUUCUAAUCCUCUGUUGUCUGCAAACUUCUUGACAUCCUUUAUAAAACUAUCUCGAGCAUCUCACACAGUAGUUAAAAUGGGAGAAGGUGAAGGAGAAAACCACAGUGAUGACACAGUCAUCAGAGUAAGAGGACUACCUUGGUCAGCGACAGUAGAAGACAUAUUGAAAUUUUUUGAUGGAGUUACAAUAAAAAAUGGACGGGAUGGCGUACAUCUUACAUUAUCACGGGAAGGUCGCCCUAGUGGAGAGGCUUACAUUGAAGUUGCUACAGAAGACGAUGUUGCCUUGGCAGAGAAGAAACACAAUCAACAUAUGGGCAGAAGAUAUAUUGAAGUAUUUAAAGCAAAGAGAUCGGAGAUGGAGUGGGUUGUUAAAAGAACGGGAUAUGGCACCUUGGGUGGUGAAGAUGAAGGAUGUGUACGUUUGAGAGGUUUACCAUUUGGUUGUUCGAAGGAAGAAAUAUCACAGUUUUUUAAUGGGUUGGAGAUAGUUCCGAACGGGAUAGCUCUGCCUACCGACUACCAGGGGCGGCAUACAGGGGAGGCAUACGUUCAGUUUAUAAACAAAGAUGUUGCGGAUAAGGCCCUUGAGAAGCAUAAGGAAAAGAUAGCGCACAGAUAUAUAGAAAUCUUCAGAUCAAAUAUGGGUGAGAUAAGAGCAGCAAUGAGUCCAAAAAUGCCCAGACCCAUGGGUCCAAUGGGUGGUUACAAUAACAGACCCACUCCAUACGAUACUCGAGACCGCUUUGGAGGGAUGAAUAGAUACGGCAUGGGAGGCCGAGGUCGUACAAGAGGUUACAAUGAUUUUGAUGAUGGGCCUGGCUGGGGUGGAUCUGGAGGUUACAAUGAUGGGCCUGGAUGGCAGAAUGGCAGAGGUGGUGGCCGUGGAGGUCCUGGUGGAAUGAAGGGGAACUUUGGUGGACGAGGAAAUUGGAAUGAUACUGGCCAUUGUGUCCACAUGAGAGGUCUCCCUUUCAGAGCUACCGAGAUGGAUAUUGCUGAUUUUUUCAGACCCCUUAAUCCUGUAAAUAUUCACAUCAUUAUGGAUAACCAGAAUCGUCCCUCAGGUGAAGCAGAUAUAGAAUUUGCCACCCAUGAUGAUGCUGUAAAGGCCAUGUCAAAGGACAAAGCCAACAUGCAACACAGAUACAUCGAAUUAUUUUUAAAUUCUACCCCUGGUGGUAACAUGGGAGGCCCAGGUGGCCCCAUGGGUGGACCAGGUGGCCCCAUGGGUGGACCAGGUGGACCAAUGGGUGGUCCUGGCUCAGGUAGUUUUGGAGGAGGUGGUGGAGGUGGCGGCAACUUUGGAAGUGGGGGAUUUGGAGGAGGAUAUGGAGGUGGCAGUCGAAUGGGCGGAGGUGGUAACUUUGGAGGCGGAGGAUAUGGCAACAAUGAAGGAAUGGGGGGAGGCAUGGGAGGAGGGGGAAUGGGAAGUGGCAUGGGGGGAGGGGGGAUGGGGGGCGGUGGCAUGGGAGGAGGCCUAGGUGGUAACCUAGGUGGCGGUCUCUCUGGGAGCCUAAGAGGCAUGGGCGGUGGUGGUGGCACCGGCUUCACCACCAGUAGCUUCAGUAAUGGAUAUAAUCCCAAUAGUGGAUUUGGUCCUGGAAACCAGAUGUCAGGAAAUAACUAUAAUAGUUUUUGUUAAUCUCUUGUGUGGAAAUGUUAAAUGUUUCAAGUUUUCUUUUUUUUUAUCUUUUCUUUUCUAUUAUAUUUUGUUAUGAGUUAGGCAACAAGGAUGAAGCUGACGAAAUGAUUUAUUUGUAAUUAGACCAAGAUUGGGCCUUUCUCUUUUGGUUGAAAUUUUACUAAUGACAUUAGUAUGCAUGGAAAUCAGUCUAAUCUUCACCUAGUGUGAGUCGUAAAUUGUUUAAUAUUCCUCCUUUAGUUAGAUCGAGAUGAUGAAGAAAGUUGUAACUAGAGAUAAUUGGGAUUGAGUGAAAGUGACAUUCCAUACCAUUAAAGAAAUCUGCACGUCCCUAAAGGAAUAAAAGGGAAUGACAAAUGUAAUUUUAGGAUUUAACAUUUAAGGUCUCAAUAAAACCAGUAUAAUGUC